GUAGAUAAGAUCAAAUGAGUUCCCGCAAUGGGAACUCAAAACAAAACAGCGCUCGAGGCACUGGAUCUCGGCAAAAAGCGAGAGGAGCAGCCUGCAAUAACCAAAGAAAUCCUCACGGUGGAGGUGCAGCUCCAACAAGGUUUGAAAGAUACCACCCUGCAGGACGUAACCAAGGAAAUGUGAAUCAAUAUGCACUAGAUCAACAGUGGAGUUUAGCAGGAAAUGCUUGGGGAGCCUGGAACAAUCAUCAACACUUUCCUCCGCCCACUAUGUACCCAGGUGAUUUCCGGGUUUACGGAACAGUAAUGCCAAUUCAAGCGGUCUCAACUCAUGGAGACUAUUUAUUUGCAUCAAGUCACUCCAACGGCCAGCCGAAUUCCUCUCAAAUGCAGUUUUACCCGAGAGCUUAUGUGGAGUACUCGAAUCGUGCUCAAGGUGCACCCUACUCGGAAUCAGGCGAGCAGGAUGAAGAGUUUGCAUAUGAUGAAACUGAAGAAGCGACAACUGAGGUGGAUUAUGAAAAUACGGCAUCAAUGGAAGUAUAUCAACCUUCGCCUUCGGAUUCGGCAAUUUCGGGCUCCUCUGCGGCCAGAAUUAUGAGUGAGUUGACCUAUGAGGAGAUGGAGGAGCAGUCUUCGGAUGAGGAAGAUGAUGAUUCGGAGAAUGGAUCUCAGUAUCAGAGCAUUGUAAGGGCCACGUUUGAGAAAUAUGAAACAGAAGGUACAGCCGAGGAUGCUGGCAAAAUAUCCAAACUCCUCUUAGAGGUGUGUCAAAGUGGAGCAGUGUCCUGUCUGAUUUGCAUCUCCUCCGUGAAGAGAUCCCAGCCAGUGUGGAGUUGCAUGCGAUGUGUGUGUAUGUACCAUCUGCAGUGUAUCCAGAAAUGGGCCAGAGAUAGUAUAGAGCAGACUAAGUUCAGACUAGAGAGUCACGCGGGAAGUGGGGAUGCUGCAAACAUCAACUGGGACUGCCCAAAAUGCAGACUUGAAUAUCCGCUCUCGGCUAUUCCGGAGCACUACUACUGCUUCUGUGGGAAGACUCGUGACCCUCAAUUCGACCCAUGGCUUGUCCCUCAUUCAUGCGGACAGUCAUGCGACAAAGAGCUAGUGUCACAGCCUAUGGGGGAUUCCAUUCCGAGUAUUGCAUGCGGUCAUCGCUGUACUCUUUUAUGUCAUCCAGGAGGUUGCCCGCCUUGCGCUCAAACGGUUCAUGUGAAGUGUCAAUGUGGAGCCUCGCCAAUGGAACCAAGACGGUGUAGUGCUCAGAUCUGGACUUGUUCAAAUAUAUGCGGGAAGGGUCUGAGCUGUGAUACGCAUUUUUGUGCUGAAAGAUGUCAUCCGGGGAAAUGUGCUCCAUGUAAAGAAACUAUGAUUCAAACUUGUAACUGCGGCACAAAAGAAAAGCUAACAAUGUGCUCUAACAUUGGCUGGGAGUGUGAUACAGUUUGUGGGAAAAUGUUUCCCUGUGGCAAGCACCAGUGCAAUAAAAUAUGUCAUCCGUCUGGCGAUGGGUUUUGUGGCGAGUGUCCGAAUAGCGGAAAGAGGACAUGUCCUUGUGGUGCGACACAGCAUCCUAGUUUGAACUGUACAGACAUAGCACCAGUUUGUGAGCGGAGAUGUCGCAAAGAACUGGCAUGUGGGUUACAUACCUGUGAGGAUUUAUGUCAUCCAGGGGACUGUGGGACUUGUAGGCAGAGAAUGAAUAAAAGGUGCCCCUGUGGGAAGAAAUCGAGGCAGGUCCAGUGUUUGGAUAACUUCACUUGUGAUACCAAGUGCGGCAAGUUGCGGAACUGCGGACGUCAUCCGUGCAAGAAGAAAUGUUGUACUGGAAACUGUGCCCCUUGUGAGCAAAUGUGUGGAAAGACACUGACUUGUGGCAACCACAGGUGUCAGCAAAUAUGUCACUCUGGUCCAUGUUAUCCCUGCCAGCAGACCAAGUGUCUCUCUUGCCCAUGUGGGGCCACUUCAAUUCAGAUCCCGUGUGGGAGGGAGAAGAUUGUUAAGAAGCCCAAUUGUCAGAAGAACUGCAUGAAGCCCCCAGCGUGUCACCACAGUAGUCUGAAGCCCCACAAGUGCCACAGUGGCCACUGUCCCCCUUGUGACCAGGUGUGUGAGAAGAGACUGGUAGACAAGUGUGGACACCCAUGUAUGGCCACUUGCCACUCGGCUGUAUGGACCAAGUUCAGACCCAAGAAUCUUCUGAUGAACGAGAGUGUGCACUUCAAACAAGUGGAGCAGCCAUGUCCCCCCUGCAGAGGCCAGAUAGAGAUAUCCUGUUUCGGACAGCACGAGAGCAUCAACAUCCAAUGUGCCAAAGCGAAGACUUACUCUUGUGGAUCUUCCUGUGGGAGGAUGCUGUCCUGUGGCAAUCACCAGUGUGAACGAAUCUGCCACGUCGUCCAGACGGCGCCAGAUGAGUCCACGGCCAAAAGUAUCAAAAUGGCGGGGGCUGACUGUGACGUGUGCGAGAGGGGUUGUGAGCUGGACAGACCAGAGGGAUGCACCCACCAGUGUCCGAUGCCCUGUCAUAGAGCACCCUGUCCCCCCUGCAACAUCAAAGUGGCCAAGAGGUGUCUCUGCUCUCACCUCACCCUCAUGAUAGCUUGCAAUGUUUGGACAUCCGCAUAUGAGGAGGAUAGAGUGUCGCUUCUGAAUGGCAACCACCCCUGUCCCCUGCAGAUGGACUGUGGCCACGCAUGUCCCCGUGCAUGCCACCCGCCUGCCAAGUGUCUCCCAGCUGACCAGUGCACCAAGAGGGCAGUGGUGAAGUGUGCUUGUGGCAGCAUCAAACAAGAAACACUCUGCAAGAAUGUUCCCAUCACGCCUAGGAUCCCAUGUAAUAGAGUGUGCGAGCAGAGAUUGGACAAGAAGCGAAAACAGAAAGAGAAGAGAUCCGAGUCGAAGGAAUCAUCAAUUAGUGAAGUGCAAACUAUAGCAGUCCCUGAAGUACAAUCAAAACUAGCUAAACCUUUCUCAUUCAAACAAUCAUCACCCGCGCGUACCAAAACCGAUCAAACAGACGUCUCUAAAAAGGAUGCGAAACAAAGUAAAAAACAACGUGGAGAUAGGAAUGAAGAGCAAAAUGGAAGCAAGAAUAAUGGAAAAUAUGCCAAACAGUCAUCGAACACUAAAACUGGUCACCCUGCCAAAAGUUAUUCCAAAGUGCCGUUCUAUAAACGACCCUACUGCAUUCCGCUCUUACUUGCAGUUAUGAUGAUAUUUGCGGGAAUUUACAUUUCAAUUUUCGCAGAACAUGAACAAGUGUAGUUUCUGAAUUUGACAUGCAAAUGCUAUUGCUAAAUGAGCUUUACGCUAUUGAAAAAUGAAACUUUUCAAGUGUCAAUGAACGUAGUGGAGACACUUAUCUGUGUGGUGAUAAUGUCGUUUUCUUUUUUAAGAAAAAGGA
This is a messenger RNA of Symsagittifera roscoffensis, 3402 nucleotides long. Its product is annotated as NF-X1-type zinc finger protein NFXL1-like. Gene Ontology annotation, biological process: regulation of DNA-templated transcription. Gene Ontology annotation, cellular component: nucleus. Gene Ontology annotation, molecular function: RNA polymerase II transcription regulatory region sequence-specific DNA binding; DNA-binding transcription factor activity, RNA polymerase II-specific; zinc ion binding. The coding region runs from base 15 to 3263 and encodes 1082 amino acids. The transcript has 11 exons. Lineage: Eukaryota; Metazoa; Xenacoelomorpha; Acoela; Convolutidae. The record is from RefSeq and is a predicted model, not a curated record.